CUCGGUCGGGCAAUUGCGAUGCGCUUGGCCUCGAUGGGAGCGAGGGUGACCGUGGUGGACAUCUCAGACGCUGGAGGCACAGAAACCGUUCGGCUGAUCGAGGAGACCACUCAGAAGAGGGAGAAGGACGCCCAGGCCCAGGCCCAGGCCGACGACGCUCACGCGGCGGAGGCUGGCAAGGCAGGAGGCGGCAAAACACCACGUGCAAUCUUUGUAAAGUGUGACGUGGCACGCCCUGGGCAGCUUGCGCAGGCCUUCGCUGCCCACGUGAACACGUUUAAGCGCCUCGAUGUUGUCGUCAACAACGCGGGAAUUGCCAACGAAGUCAAUUUUGCACAGCCCGAGAGUGAAGAGGCGUCGCCAGCAUCACCGGAUCUUACGGAGCUUAAAGAGGUGGGGGGACCACCACUCGUGCGAGCGGAGGUUGAUGCUCGCCCGUGGAGCAGAAUGAUCGAUGUCAAUCUGAAAGCUGUGGUGGAUGGCGUACGGUUGGCAGUGGAGUGCAUGGCUGCUACGCCGGCGAGAAGCAAGGAGGAGGAGGAGGAGGAGAAGGAGGAGAAGGAGGAGGGUGCGAAAAUAGGCGAAGAAGAGAAGAAGAGCAGGGCCAAGAGGGUGAUCAUCAACGUGGCCUCGAUCGCAGGGCUCGUCGCACACCCCACGCUCCCUGUGUACUCAGCAACCAAGGCUGGCGUUGUCAUGCUGUCGAGAUGUCUGGCACACCUGGAGAGCGAGCUGGGAAUUAGGGUGUGUGCAUUUUGCCCGUCGGCGAUGGACACUCCUCUGGCCCGCUCGAUAGGCCCCGCCUUGGUCAAGGCAAUAGCCGACUUCGGAGGAUACCUUCCAGUGGAGAAAGCCGUGGAGGGCAUGAUGAAGCUCAUAACGGAUGAGGGGAAUGGGGGCUCCGUUAUGAAAGUGAACCCGCGCGAAGGCUGCUCGUACGUGACGUUUGAUGAUCACAUACUUCCACGGUAGGAUUGGAGCUCGUCUUGGAUGAUGAAGGGGGGAGGAGAGGGAAUCAGAGGGAGGGAGAGAGAGAGAGAGAGAGAGAGAGAGAGAGAGAGAGAGAGGGAGGGCGAUGGAAGGUUCGUUUGUAGUAGGAUUCUUCUCCUGCACGUGGGUCGACGACCCACGUGGGUCUUUUUUUGUGUCUUUUUUUUUGUUCCAUCUUCAUGCAGCUUUUGGUUGGACCUCGCAGUA
Chara braunii is the source of this 1197-nucleotide messenger RNA. The record is from the annotation of a GenBank genome assembly. NCBI's taxonomy places the organism in Eukaryota, Viridiplantae, Streptophyta, Charophyceae, Charales, Characeae.